AUGUCAGUACAGCCCUCGGAAAUAUGUGCUCGGACACUAGAAGAGAUUCAGAAAUUGCUGAUCAACCAAGAUCAGGACACCAACGGCGUGACAGGCAACACUCUUGUACCGAAUGACUGCAAGGAACUGGUUGAAGCCGACGUGAUGGAUGCUCGAAGCGAUGAAGAGCAGAAGUCUCUAUGUGGCAAUUCAUGCUACGACACGCUCAACGCCAAGUACAAGAUCAUGCUGGACAACGACUGCUACGCAAGUGAUGACGCCGACGAAGAGGCCAGUGGGAAACUCCAAGCUGCCGCGUACCAAAUCGCCUGCCAGACUAAUGUCGAUGGCAAAUACUGCAUUCCGAUGCUUGGUGAGUUGGUAAAAGAAGCCGGAACGACCUUCUCCCUCUGCGACGACAUCGUGUCGGAGCUUGGCUGCUGUUUCCAGAGUUAUCGGCAGUACAUGCUACUUGGCACUGCUGCGAGUGUCAUCGCCAUGGACGAAGCUCAAAAAGAAUGCACAGACGACGGCGUCGGAGACGACGGCGUCGGAGGUCUGGACCAAAUGUGUCCGUGCUCAUACAACCAACACGCCUUCACCAACACCACAUUCUGCUCACACGCAACUCAAACAUAUCCACUUCUCACCAUGAUAGCCAUCUCUAUAAUAAUGCUAGUCACAAACUAA
Molecule: messenger RNA, 669 nt
Organism: Phytophthora nicotianae INRA-310
Lineage: Eukaryota; Oomycota; Peronosporomycetes; Peronosporales; Peronosporaceae
Exons: 4
Coding region: 1-669 (222 amino acids)
Source: RefSeq, a predicted model, not a curated record